This is a messenger RNA of Physella acuta, 1101 nucleotides long. Its product is annotated as ficolin-1-A-like. The record is from RefSeq and is a predicted model, not a curated record. NCBI's taxonomy places the organism in Eukaryota, Metazoa, Mollusca, Gastropoda, Physidae.
UUGCAGCUAUUCUACCGUACAGACUCCAUUGUUCGCUACUCUAAAAAUAAUGGAGACAUUUACGCCAGGCUUUGUUUUUCUGAUCACAACUUCAUUUCUUUUUCUGCGCGCGUACAACAGUGAUCCAGCGAUGAAGUCUAGAAGUGUAGUUGGACAAGUCCAGUCAGGGGAGACCCAGCAAGUGACCUUGAAAAAGAAUGACCGGUCCAAGAGCACGUGUGACUAUGAAACGCUUACCUGUGAGUUGUCAACCAUGUCGACGGCUCUACCGACAAGGAUGGUGUCCAAAUCACCUGAUGAUGGUAGCGAUGUGCUGUGUGACACAAGGACAGAUGGUGGUGGAUGGAUUAUCAUGCUGCGUCGAAUAAAAGGCGAUGUGGACUUCAACCGAACAUGGCUUGACUACAAGCUUGGCUUUGGUUCAUGGGAGGGGGACUAUUGGCAUGGGUUGGAGAAGAUUCACAGCUUGACAAAAAAUGGAACGUGGGAACUGCGGAUCGACAUGAGGUACCAGGGCAAAGAUUACUACGCCAAUUACGGACAGUUCGUGCUCUUCAACGAACAACUGGACUACGCUUUCUACGUCGCCGCCUUCACCGGAAACGUCCUGGAUGAACUAGAAAUGCACACCAAUAUCCGCUUCUCUACUAAAGACUACAGCUUACUCGGCUACAAGUGCGCACAGACUCUGGGUGGGGGGUGGUGGUUUCAAGGGUGUGGUAGAGUUUACGUUUUUUUGACCGGGCUGUUCGAAACGGAUGAAGACUCGAAGGGGAUACAUUGGGAUAAUCUGACAAGCCAGUUGGAUUAUUUGGACAUGGCGGAGAUGAAAAUACGAAAAAGAUCGUCGAAAAACUACAAGUAUAAAGCGUGGGCUGGCUCCCCACCUAAACCUUAAAGCAGAAAACUAUACGUAUUUUCUUUUAUUGUAGUUAUUAAAUCUAUUGUUUUUCCUUGAAUUAAAUUAGGUAAAACCUAAAUUUUUAAAAAUACUAUGUCUUGUAUUAAAAAGAGUCUUAAAAGCUCACGACGGUUUUUUUACGUAUAAAAAUAUUGUGGUUUCUCAACGGCACAAAUUAGUGUGUGUCGUGUCGUAAAUUU